Molecule: messenger RNA, 2166 nt
Organism: Seminavis robusta
Lineage: Eukaryota; Bacillariophyta; Bacillariophyceae; Naviculales; Naviculaceae
Source: the annotation of a GenBank genome assembly
AUGUCCUCUCGGGGUAGUUUCCAGUCAUCGCGUAGACGUACUCGAACAACUCAAGUUUCAACAGUGGGAGAAGACUCUGCCAGCGAAGAGGAAGAAGAUUUGGUGGAAGAACCACCUGACAUCAUUGAAACAAGACCAGAUGACCCCUGGGAUGACGAAAUGAGUGAUGCAAUGCCCCAUCAACAGGCCAAUGAAGAGGAGGAAGACGAAGAUGAACCUGUGAGUGAGACAACUCUGAACAGUUUGAUUAGAGAACUGAAAUGGAAAUACGCAAGAGUGGAAAAUCCACAAAAUAAGCAGCUAGACUCCACAAUGCAACGAUUUUAUGAUGGCCCACAGGGCUUGCGACAUGGAAUUGCAGAGCCUUUUACAACCCCCUUUGACUGUUUCGAGCAUGUUAGUGGGGUAGACAGAACGCUGAUUGCUCGAUUGGCUGCUGGAUCAAAUGACUACUUCCAUCGAUUCAUCAAGAUCGAUCUAGAUCGAAACAAUCGCUGGCACGGUGUACGAUGGGAAGACAUUUCUAUUGAAGAAAUGUACAGAUUUCUAGGCAUCAUGCUAAAGAUAUCGAUGUUCCCAGUAGAUGAUGGUGGUUACGAGGCUUACUUCAGGAAAGAGAACAAGUACAUAUCACCAGGAGGAGGGGCACAACCAAUGGAAAUCUACGGCAGCUCUGACUGGGCCCACCAAUACAUGACUCUGAGUCGAUUCAAGCAGAUAAGAGGAGCAUUUCAUCCUGAAGAUAAAUCGGUCGGACUUGGAGGGGAUAAAUGCUAUCAAUUGCGACACCUCAUCAAUUCAUUCAACGCUGCCUCCUCUCGAACAUUCCAUGUGCCUAGAGAUCUUGCUUUCGAUGAGGGAGGAGUUGGUUGUCGCUCUCGAUACUGCCCAGUUCGCCAAUACAACAAAGACAAACCACAAAAAUUCAGAGUGGAUUUCUUCAUCUGCAGCUGUGCACGCACUUACCAGAUAUUGCAUCUGGACGUUUAUCAGGGAAGGAAUGGCAACAAUGUGGGGAUCCACGACGAUCUUGUUGAUCUCCCAACCACUCAGAAAGCAGUCGCCAAUGCUGCUUAUUCGCUGAAACUUCACCAGAGCCACACUGGAGCAAGACACAUCUCAAUGGAUAAUAGAUACCGGUGCCCCGAGUUGGCAGUGAUGCUUCGAGAAAAGUGCAAGUUGUACAGUACUGGUACUUGCCGGACCAAUAGAAAAGGAUGGAAAGAAGCAGAACUUGACUUGAAGAAGACGAACAGCAAUCGAGGAACAUCCAUCCUUGCAUACGACGAUCAAAACCGAGUCACAAUUUGUCAAUGGGUAGACUCGAAGGUGGUCAAUGUUGUUAGUACUUUGAAUGACGCUUCUAUGAAGAACGUGCAACGUCAAGUGGGGAGUAACAAAGAAACCUUCGAGUGUCCUGCUGUGCUUGUGGAAUAUCAAGAGGACAUGGGUGCUAUUGAUCGCAGCGAUCAAAUGAGAGGUCACGAGGGUGGCUUUUCGCAGAAAGCCCACUUCAAAAAGUGGUACAAGAAAUCCUACCUGGCAAUUGUCGACUGUUGGCUAUUGAACUCAUUGAUUGCAUGGAAUCUCUCUUGUGGGGAUGCUGCGUUGCAUCGGAGAAGGCUGAAACGGCAACAGUUUUAUCAAUACAUUGCACAGAGUCUUCUCAAUUUCAAAGACACCGUCGCAAAUCCUGUAGCUGCAGUUGUUGUGCGAGAAGCUACUCAAUAUCAAUUUGCAGAUGGAGCAAGAAGUCGUCUGCCACAGAAAGCUUCUCGAGCCAACACACGAUGCUCUGUUUGUCGAUUGGAACAACAGUGGGUAAAGUCUCUGGGCGAAAAGGGAAUGACUUCUGAUGUUGCUACCUGCAGCGAUUGUGGCGUCAGUGCGCACGCAGUUGUUCUAACUGAUUCCAAUCGCCAAAUCCACCAGUUGCAUCAAUUCCGAGGCCUUUCAUGUUUCCAGAUCAUGCACUCGGUGGAAGGGUAUCAGCUGUGGAAGAGAACGACUAAGGGAAGAAACAGUUUCGAGCCCAGCUAUACUCACCCAAUUAGACUACAGCUUCGACAGUUUCACAACUUGCCCCCAGAACGUGCCGGGAAGAGAAAGCGAGACAAUGCAGAAGGGAAUGAUGAGUAUUUCGGCAAUGAGGAUGGGGACGGUUAA